ACAAGGAUAAAUUCAGCUGCCAUCCUCAAGGCAGAACUGAACUGCUGUCUCUCCUUGCCACAAUCCAGCUUCUACUUCCACCCUGUUUUGUUUCACAAGUCCUGGAGAUGGAGGCCCAGUGUGUUUCCCUUCUCUUUGUCUUGGCCGGGCUAUCAGCCAUCUCUGCGCAAGAAGAUUUGUCUAGAAAGGUUUUUCUUUUCCGCAACGAGCCCAGUGAAGCCUACGUCAUCCUUAAAUCCCAGCCAAAAGAACCACUACAUAAUUUCACCAUUUGCCUGAGAUCCUACUCAGACCUGACUCGGCCCUAUGGCCUCUUCUCCUAUGCCACACAAUCCGAGGACAACGAGAUCCUCAUUUUCAAGCCCAAGCCUGGAGAAUACCGAAUCUUUGUGGGAGGAGAGUAUGUAUCCUUCAAAGUCCCAGAGAAUCCCGUAGAUUGGGAACACGUCUGCUUUAGCUGGGAGUCAUCCACGGGGAUUGCCGAAUUUUGGAUGAAUGGGAAGCCCUGGCCACGGAAAGGGCUGAAGAAAGGGUACACGGUUUCUGCUGAAGCGUUCAUCUUGUUAGGUCAAGAACAAGACCAUUACGGGGGUUCGUCGGACCCAUAUAACUCCUUCUCUGGAGAAUUGGCGGAUGUGUACAUGUGGGAUUUCCUCCUCUCACCUAAUAAGAUGAGGUCGGCCUACCAGGAUUUGCAACUCCCCCGUUGUAACAUGAGUUGGAAAAACUUAGAGUAUGAAAUCAAGGGCGAUGUUUUUGUAAAAGCCAGGCUGAGAUAAGUCUAAAAAAAAACAGAUUUACAAGUAAAUAUACAAAAAUAGUUAACCUAAAUUUACUAGCCCACAUGAUUAUGCUUAUAUAUAUUUGAGAACAUGGAUAGAAACAACAGCUAAACCGUUCUUCCAGAAGCUUCUCUGGUCAGUCACUUGGCUGUAAUUUUUACUCGCCAUUGAUGUCCAGUCAAGUUGUUAUCUUUAAGCUUAGUCUCAACACUAAUUGGUAAAUAACAUUUUAGCUCCAGUCUAGGGUUACGAGGCCCAGAAUGGCAACUAGCAGAAUGCGGGGGAUGGAAAGGAGGGAUACCAUCGGUAAACAGCAUGACAUCACCUCUGGGAAAUCUGAAAGUGAUGUCACACCUCUCUAGCAAUUGGCAGAAACUCUUUGGUAAAACCAUAGAGUUUUUGACGAUUCCUAGAGAAGACUGGUGUCACUUCCUGGGAACCCUGGAAGUGAUGGCAAUCCUCUCUAUGUAUCACAGGAAACUAGGUUUACUGUAGAGUUUCAGCCAGUUCUUAGAGAUGUGUAAAAUAGUAAAGAGUGCAGUAGC
Molecule: messenger RNA, 1327 nt
Organism: Eublepharis macularius
Lineage: Eukaryota; Metazoa; Chordata; Lepidosauria; Squamata; Eublepharidae
Product: serum amyloid P-component-like
Exons: 2
Coding region: 108-779 (223 amino acids)
Biological process (GO): innate immune response
Molecular function (GO): complement component C1q complex binding
Source: RefSeq, a predicted model, not a curated record